CACAUUUGUAAUAACACUAAUAAUUCGUGUCAAUGUGUCAAGUAAUGCUUUGGUAAUUUUUGUCCUUUUGCAUGGUUUAGUAUAAUCGUCGCAAUUUUUCCACUUUUAAACAAAAUUAUUUAUUUAAUUUAGUUUCCACUUUAUAUGAUUAAUCAUGAGUAGUGACUGCUGCGGAGAAGUACAAACUGUUGACCUUCUACACGAUCAAAUUUCCAGCAACAUCAUUGAGGAUGACAGUAAUACAUCUGAAGAGCUGCCCAACGACAUAAGAUUACAAGAUAUCGAAGAACAGUUGGAAAAAGCGGAAUCGAGGUGCAAUAAUCUGAAAAAUCAGUUGGAUUACAUGAAACAAAUUUAUGGAUCUAAUCGAAUUGAACCGACAAAAAACCGAAAGAUUUCUCAUGCCAAAAAAUUAGCAGAUGACAAGGAAACUAUUAAUGAUACAACCACAAUUAUUGCGGACAUCCGACAAACAUCUGACCAUAUUGAAACAGACAAUACUGGAGCUGCCGUUAAAACGAUUAACAAUAUUCUAAAUGGAAUCACGAAUUCUGUGAACCGCCUAUCGGAGAUUCACUCCCAAUUAACAUCUCCACAAAUUAAAAUGUCCACUGCUGUAUCUACAAAAGAAGAGUUGGGAAGCAUCAAAUUUGUAGGUAUUGUGCCAGAACUAAAAAUAGAAAGUACCAAUAUCUUGACGCCGAAAACCAGAGGACAAAAACGGAAAGCCGCCAAGAGCAUCAAAACUCCUAUUCAACAUUCACUUAAACAGCCAGCACGAAUUGAGAAGAAAACGAGAUCAGUUAUAGCAAGAUCCAAUACAGGCUUGGAGAACAAGUCUUCGACAAUCAUCAGAAGUCGCUAUCUAAGUAAAUUAAAUUCGAAAAACAAUAACUUGGUGGAAAUUUACCACAACAAGGCGGUGAAAAACAGCGACUCUGAUGAGAGCAACUUGAAGAAAUCCAGACAACACGAUCGAGCUAAAUCGGAAAUGGUUGAAAACGAUAUACCGCCGCUAAACAUCCAGGCUGCAAAUGCAGGCAAAAGCCAGCAAUAUGAUCAAUCAGCCAAGAGCGAUUCAGCCUGUCCAAACGGAUUUAGAAACUCAUUUUCCUGCGAUCCGCCUCAUGUGCCCAGAACCACCAUUAGCUGUUGCUAUAGCAGAAACUACGAACUUCCAACAGUUGCUUCCAAGAUGAAACAAGUGGCGAAAAGUUAUCUGGGCACGCUCAAUUUGAAAUCGAUCCCAUUUUGUGCGGCUAUUUCAACCACUCAGAGUCACAAUAUCGGGAUCAACAUACAGCAAGUCAUGAAUAUUAUUAAAAAUAGACAACCGAUCCAUGGAAUAUCGCCCACGUUGGCUCAUAACAUCGGUUUAGCUGCCGAAAAAUUAAACAGUAAACCGUUCUCAGCUUUGGUUUCAUCUAUAAAUUCCAAGAUUUCGCAUGCUGUAUCCAAAUGUCCCUUAUCGAACACAUUUUUAAAUAUGCAACAGUUACAAGAGCAAGCGAAAAACAUAGUUGAAGAAACCAUCGAAGAAGGAGAGGAGGAAGAAGCAAGUGAAUCUCCCCAAACCCACACGAUGAUAAUAACUGGGCCUUCGGGUGACAUGGAAAUCGAAACGAAAAAUGUUCCAAAUUGGAAAGUUGACAAAAGUAAUGCGAGUGAGCAGUGCACUUGCAUUUCUCAGCCCGGAAUAGGAUUUCAACAAAUAGCCAAUAGAUAUCAAAGAAAUAUCCGUACUAUAACGGAAAACAGCUUAAACACCCAGAAUGUCGAAAACCAGCUGAAGAAACGACUACGACGGUACAAAAUAACCAAAACCAGCUUUAUACCAAAAGAAUCCAAGGUUCAAGAAAGCCAAGUUCAAACAGCCACAACCGUUAAUCAGGAAUGUCAAAAGGAAAGUACCCUAAGAGGAAGAGAGAAAAAUCUGAAAGAAGUUCUAGCAAAUUUGCAUCACGAUUUUGACUCCUUAAACAAGAGAUACGAAGAUCUGUCCCAAAUAAAUCAAAGCGACGGAGAUGACACGACAAUAAAAGAACUAGAACGACUAGAAGUGGAGCUGAACAAGAAAGAAGAGGAAAUAACAAUGGUGAUGACUCUCUACAAAGAAGUGCUUGCUUUGAAGCAACAAAUCCAGCAGCUACGAGACAAACGGAGCGAAUCCAGUUUGCCAUCUAAAGCGACGAAGGAAACGAAAAUCAAGUUCAAAGAGUACAAUAAUCCGGAAGCAGCGUUUCAUCUAACAAAACUGUUAAAACAGAUUCAGCAUUAUCAGUCAAGAUACAGAUCAAAUUUAAGUCAAGAAUAAAUAGCGAUUAUAUGUA
This is a messenger RNA of Dendroctonus ponderosae (mountain pine beetle), 2330 nucleotides long. RefSeq lists its product as uncharacterized. The record is from RefSeq and is a predicted model, not a curated record. The transcript is spliced from 9 exons. Lineage: Eukaryota; Metazoa; Arthropoda; Insecta; Coleoptera; Curculionidae. Bases 155 to 2314 code for a protein of 719 amino acids.